AUUUUGCAAAGCGUCCUAUGCUGACGUCAGCCCGGUACCAAUGAACACCCGGUAGCAGCGAAGAAAUUCCCUAUGUUUGCCUUUUGUUUGUAGUUUUAUCCCGUUAUACUCCCGGUGUCAGACGUGAAAGCAUCAUGCCGUUCGAUGUGAGGAGAUUUGAUAUCUACAGGAAAGUGCCAAAAGAUCUAACCCAGCCCACGUACACAGGAGCCUUCAUUUCGAUUCUGUGCUGCGUCUUCAUUCUCUUUCUUUUUCUCUCCGAGCUCACCGGAUUCAUUGCUACGGAAAUAGUAAAUGAACUAUACGUGGACGACCCGGACAAAGACAGUGGCGGGAAGAUCGAAGUCAGUUUGAACAUCAGCUUGCCCAACCUCCACUGCGACCUGGUGGGGCUGGACAUCCAAGACGAGAUGGGACGCCACGAAGUCGGACACAUCGACAACUCCAUGAAGGUGCCUCUGAACCAGGGCAGCGGCUGUCGAUUUGAAGGAAUCUUUAGCAUCAACAAAGUACCAGGAAACUUCCACGUGUCCACACACAGUGCCACAGCCCAGCCACAAAACCCAGAUAUGACCCAUACGAUCCAUAAACUGGCCUUUGGAGAAAAACUACAGGUACAAAAGGUCCAGGGGGCGUUUAAUGCUCUAGGGGGCGCUGACAGGCUUUCAUCAAACCCGCUGGCCUCACACGACUACAUCCUCAAGAUCGUACCGACGGUUUAUGAAGAUCUGUCGGGAAAACAGAGGUUCUCCUACCAGUACACGGUCGCUAAUAAGGAGUAUGUGGCUUACAGUCACACAGGGAGGAUCAUCCCGGCCAUCUGGUUUAGAUACGAUCUGAGUCCAAUCACGGUCAAGUACACGGAGAGGAGACAGCCUUUCUAUCGUUUCAUAACAACAAUAUGUGCCAUUGUAGGAGGGACUUUCACUGUAGCGGGCAUAAUCGACUCCUGUAUAUUCACGGCGUCGGAAGCUUGGAAAAAAAUCCAGAUUGGCAAAAUGUCCUGAGACCUGCUCGCCCUGGCCUUUUUGCGCCCAGUGACGUUAGCCCGCUAGCUAAAUCAAGACCUUCUAUUUGAAAUCUCAUCACACUGACUGAUGAAACGGCUUUGCACAUUUGAUCCAACUCACUUUCUUAGCUGCCCUGGCUGCAUUUCGCCCAGUGACACGCCAGUCGCCCAGUAUCAGAUGUCCACUUCCUUCUUGAAUGUCGAGUGGCAAAAGAAGACGUUUUGUUUUUGUGCCAGAAAAGUCCGACACGGUUCCAGGGUUAAAAAACGGGCGCCAUUUUUAGAAUCAAGCUAGAACGAGACUGAUUUAGGGCGAGAUUUAGUUUUUCACCAAUCAAAAAGUCCAGAAAGUAUAGCAAAAUCAUGUGACUUUAGACGUUAGAGUAUUACUUUGAAUCUCACGAGGGAGACGCUAAUGAAGGAAGUGUUUAUCUUGUAUUAUUUUAAGUUCUGUUUCUGAACAUCAAACUGCACAAUGUAAGUGUAAAAAGUCUGAAUCAGACUGAAUUCUUUUUGUCCUGUCUGGUUAUUAUUUCAAUUCUUUUCACGCUGGUUACAUCUUGUGUGGAUUUAGGUUGAUGUUAACCUACUUUUUUUACCAAAUUACAUUUCAGAUUUUGUUUUAUAAAAGUGUAAAUUGAUUUAUUUUUGUUAUUUUCUUUUACAUGGGCCGUAGAUUUGUUUACUGAGACAUUCUGAAGUCAGUUUUGUGUAUGUUUUAUGACGUUUAUAUUCUCAUUUUGUUACUGUUUAAGAGAUUGAACACUUUCCUCUACUGAAAUUCAUUUGUUACCUGUUUUGUCUUACAUUUCUGUGUCCGAACAUUAUCUCAUCUUUCUCUUUAAGUGGUUGUUACAUUAAAUAACCUCAAAGUU
Periophthalmus magnuspinnatus is the source of this 1884-nucleotide messenger RNA. It is a transcript of the gene ergic1, whose product is annotated as endoplasmic reticulum-golgi intermediate compartment 1. Gene Ontology annotation, cellular component: COPII-coated ER to Golgi transport vesicle; Golgi membrane; endoplasmic reticulum membrane. The transcript has 10 exons. Bases 135 to 1007 code for a protein of 290 amino acids. Gene Ontology annotation, biological process: retrograde vesicle-mediated transport, Golgi to endoplasmic reticulum; endoplasmic reticulum to Golgi vesicle-mediated transport. The record is from RefSeq and is a predicted model, not a curated record. NCBI's taxonomy places the organism in Eukaryota, Metazoa, Chordata, Actinopteri, Gobiiformes, Gobiidae.